GUCACUUUGACAUCCUUGGCUAACUCGUACAAUAGAGUUCAUAAACAUGUGUACUUUCCUUCAGCUUAACUCACUGGAAUAAGGUGAAAAACAGCAUACAUAUUAAUGAACUCGUACAGAGUAGGCCCGCGAUAUUUCCUCACUUGAUUCGAGUUAUCACCUCAUACGCAUACAUACAUUUGCACAUUGUCAAUUGCUGUAAUAUUUGCAAACAAAAGUCCUAUUUAAAGAACACAUUCUCAAUUUUGAAUCAUUCCACGCCUUCAGUUCACAAUGAUUGCUUUGAAAGUUGUGUUUGUCGCCAUUUUGGCAGUCAGCUUAGCUGCUGAAGACGCAUCCAAACCAGAAGUAGAAGUCCUAACUGAAAGAACAUUCGUCAAAGAAGAUGGGUACAAUUUCGAAUACAAGUUAAGCGAUGGCGUCUCCCGGACAGAAGAAGGCUCUCUGAUCACGGUGGGCGAUCACCAGGGCAUCGCCGUGCGUGGCCAGUACUCGUACGUGGCUCCCGACGGCCAGGAGUAUACGGUCACCUACACUGCUGAUGAUAAGGGGUUCAAUCCUGUCAUCCGCGCCCGGCCCGCUAAGGGACAAUAAAAUAUUCUAAACAUU
Leguminivora glycinivorella is the source of this 609-nucleotide messenger RNA. It is a transcript of the gene CPR25, whose product is annotated as endocuticle structural glycoprotein SgAbd-5-like. The transcript is spliced from 3 exons. Gene Ontology annotation, cellular component: chitin-based extracellular matrix. Gene Ontology annotation, molecular function: structural constituent of chitin-based larval cuticle. Bases 274 to 594 code for a protein of 106 amino acids. The record is from RefSeq and is a predicted model, not a curated record. NCBI's taxonomy places the organism in Eukaryota, Metazoa, Arthropoda, Insecta, Lepidoptera, Tortricidae.